CAGUCUCUCCCUGCUCUGCACCUUAUGAAGCCUUGGAGUAAAAGCUGCCAGCCCCUCAAUUUGAUUCACUUCCUGUAGUCAGACUCCUUCCAGAAAGUGGAGAGAGAGAGAGAGGAGAGGGGGGGAAAGGAAGGAGUCUUUCUGUUCUAAAUAAGACUCUCUGGAGGAGCAGCGAGCAACUCCUUUGCCUCUGCAAAGCUUCACAACUUCUGUAGUUGUGCACAAAGACAGCAGCGUUUUUUAAAAGAGAGAAUUUUGCGUUAAAAACAAAACUUAUACGCCCGAGUCCAUGCGGAUGGUACAAAGUUUUUGACGCCAAAUCGCCGAGUCUUCUUCUCCUGGUUCCACGCAUCGAGUGUUUGGAGACACUGUGAGGCUCCAGGGAGGUUCAUGUACUGGAAAAAUGAAGUUUUGUCCCCUCUUUCAGAGGGAAAUAAGAUUCUGUCCGAAGGAAUUCCCACGAAGCAGGUGAUCAUCACCGAGCAGCAGAGUACACCGGGAGCCUCGCGCUGCAGUGUGGACUCGAAACACGCGCCAAUGUCUCAGUCGGACGGAGAGUCCCAGCGGUCCAACAUGGAGCCGGAGGACACCCGGUCGUCUCCCAGCACUCCGUCCACUCCCUCCGUGUGCUCACCGAUCUCCACCAGCAGCUCGGUGUCAGCGUCCACCGGGAAGAACAUGUGCGCCAGCUGCGGACAGGAGAUCGUGGACAGAUACCUGCUGAAGGUGAACAACCUGAUCUGGCACGUGCGCUGUCUGGAGUGUUCUGUCUGCAGAACGUCGCUACGUCAGCACAGCAGCUGCUACAUCAAAAACAAAGAGAUCUUCUGUAAAAUGGAUUAUUUCAGUAGGUUUGGUACUAAGUGUGCCCGUUGUGGGCGGCAGAUAUACGCCAGCGACUGGGUGCGCCGUGCCAGGGGAAACGCAUACCACUUGGCGUGUUUUGCGUGUUACUCGUGUAAGAGGCAGUUGUCCACGGGAGAGGAGUUUGGCUUGGUGGAAGACAAGGUCCUGUGUAGGAUCCACUACGACACCAUGGUGGAGAACCUCAAACGGGCGGCUGAGAGCGGCAAUGGUAUCACAUUAGAAGGAGCGGUUCCAACAGAACAAGACAGUCAACCCAAACCGGCCAAAAGGGCACGGACAUCCUUCACUGCAGAACAGCUACAGAUCAUGCAGGCUCAGUUUGCCCAGGACAACAAUCCAGACGCCCAGACGCUACAGAAACUAGCCGACAUGACGGGCCUCAGCAGGAGAGUUAUACAGGUGUGGUUUCAAAACUGCAGAGCAAGACACAAAAAGCACACGCCCCAGCACAGUGGGGCGCCCCCAGGUCAUCUCCAGUCCAGGAUACCCUCGUCCCUGCCCGAUGAGCUGCAUUACUCUCCCUUUGGCAGUCCAGAGCGGGCGCGCAUGGUGGCCCUUCACGGGUACAUUGACAGUCAUCCCUUCUCCAUGCUGACCUCUCAGGGUCUCCCUCACCAGGCCAUGUCGCUGCCACAGCUCCCCCUCAGCCGCUAGCGCUCCACCACUACGACCCCUCGUGACCCCUAAACCUCCGGAUCCUAACCCUCGACCUCCCAUCACUGACGUCUGCAGACCUGACCCAGAGGUCAGGCAGGAGUCAGCUUGGAGAAAAGACACAUCUUACAGGAGCUGCUCGGAAGCAGAAAAAGAAAUGGAAGAACGAGGAAAAAUUACAUCCGUCUUUAUGUUUUUUUUUUUCUUUCUGAGGACAGGACAGGAAUAUCCCACCUGCAGCCACUCUGUCAAAAUGAUGAAGCAUUUAUCAUUAGCGGGAACUCACUGACUGUAUUUUACACCACCUAAAGGACCCAUUUUGCUUCACAUGUACAGCAUCCUCCACUCUGCCAAUCCACCCUCCGACUUCAAGGAGGAAUGGAGUUUUAAAGGGAUGAAACUGACCAAGGAAGCAGGACUGAAGCCUCUGAGUGCUGUCAGAAGAUAAACAAAGAAGGGAAAACUUAAAGGGGGAACUAACUGUCAUUGUGGCCCCGAGGUCCCGGCACACACAGUAGACCACAUUAGAGGUAAGACUCCUCACUCUUUUCUCUCUAAAACAACCAUGAAGGAAACAUAAAUGUAAAUUAAAUAAGUUGACUGUUGAAAUAUUUUCUUUAGGAAUGACAGACUUUUAUGACAUCUCAAAAAACAGAAACUUCUUAGUUACAUUUUAGGUCACUUUUCCAUUGAAAUUCGAUUUUUGUUAAGGAAUGAAAAUGUUGUGUGCCUUAUCUUUUCCAUUAUUAAAAGAAACGUUACAGCAGUGAAUCAGCUAAUUACAAUUCCAGCCUGUAAUCCGUCUCUAAUUUGGGUGUUUUUUUUAUUUUAUUGUGCAGAACAAAUUAUUUUAAAUCUUCUAUUGGUAGAAAAUCAGCAUCUUGACUGUUUAUCACGAAAGGAAAACCACCAAAGCACAAUGUCUGGGCUCGUUUGUUAUUAAAUUAUGGCUGUAACAUUAGAAGCUAACAGAUUUCAGGCCGCCACAAUCCUGUUACGUUUCUUUUAAACUGCGAGAGGGAAGUCUGAGAUGAGCGUACUAGUCAAAAAACACAUUCCUACAAAAUCUGUUCCAAGUAUUUUCACAUUUCCAAACAAGUGUAUUGUCACUAAUUUAUAAUUUCGAAGGUUGCUUGUUCAGCCGCUGUGUGUGUGUGUGUCUUUCACACAAAGAGGGAGUGCUGGUGUAUUGGUACAAUAUGAAACAGACUGGGGUUGUACAUAGUAAGACGUGUGUGUGUGUGUGUGUGUGUGUGUGUGUGUGUGUGUGUGGGCGUGUGUGUGUGUGUGCGUGCGUGUGUUGGCAGGGGUAGAGAGUGUGCAUCUGUAUUUUAGUGCCAUGGCCAUUGUGUGAAGAACAGGAUCCAACAAGACCUCAAUGUCCUUGUAUUUAUUGAGAUGGUAAAUCCCUGUAAAGCACUUUUUUCCUCCUCUGAAAUUGUUUUUGUUUUGUUAAAAAACAUGAAAUGAAAUCCAACAAAAAAGUUUAUUUGAUAGACUGUGCAUCAUAAAUGUUUUGUGUACUAAAUUGCAAUAAAAUAGAAUGUGAUAUUUUUGUGGUUUUUGGAUCAUUUGUGAGGAUAAAUUAAUGAAGCAAUAAUUUAUUUCCCAAACGUUGGGAAAAUGUUUGGCAUCAAGAUUAAAUUAGGCUCAAUUGGAUAGGAUUAUUCAAAUGACAAACGUACAAAUAAAAUAAAUAAAUAUGA
Sebastes umbrosus (honeycomb rockfish) is the source of this 3227-nucleotide messenger RNA. It is a transcript of the gene lhx6, whose product is annotated as LIM homeobox 6. The transcript is spliced from 9 exons. Gene Ontology annotation, molecular function: DNA-binding transcription factor activity, RNA polymerase II-specific; RNA polymerase II transcription regulatory region sequence-specific DNA binding. The record is from RefSeq and is a predicted model, not a curated record. The coding region runs from base 391 to 1521 and encodes 376 amino acids. Gene Ontology annotation, biological process: forebrain neuron development; regulation of transcription by RNA polymerase II; neuron differentiation. Gene Ontology annotation, cellular component: nucleus. NCBI's taxonomy places the organism in Eukaryota, Metazoa, Chordata, Actinopteri, Perciformes, Sebastidae.